AUGGGCCAGACGCCGCCCACGACUCCGUUCCCGGCUAAAGAGGCUUCAGACCUCCUGAUCAAACACUGGCAAGAUGGAACGACAUUCAAAGGUCUGCCGACGCGCUUGAAACCUCUCACCAUCGCCCAAGGCUUCGAGAUUCAGGAGCACGUUCUUCGCCUGACGUCGUCGCCCUUGUGGGGCUGGAAGAUCGCGGCCACGUCUCUUGCGGGUCAGAAGCACAUCAACGUCGACCGGCCAUUAGCCGGUCGAAUACUGAAGGAACGGGUGACACCAUAUGGCGAGAAGGUGUCUUUGGGCGCCAAUCGCAUGACCGUUGCCGAGCUGGAGUUUGCGUUUCGGGUUGGCCGGGACAUCGUGCCCAGGUCUAGCGGGCAGUGGCAAGUGGAUGAAGUCAUGGACAUGGUUGACGGGUUGUUUCUGGGCAGCGAGAUGCCUGAUUCGCGCUAUGAGGAUUUCACUAGUGUGGGAGCGGCUUCCCUGCUCGCGGAUAACGCGUGUGGAGAUCGGUAUGUUCUGGGGCCUGAAGUCAAGGAUUGGAGAGCACGAGACUUGGUGUCGCAUGUAGUGAAAGGUUGGCUUGGAGGUCGAGAGGGUGAAGUCACUGAAGGAAAAGGUGGCAAUGUUCUGGGAGAUCCAAAGGUUGCGAUGACUUGGAUUGCGAAUGAGCUAGGGAAUUUUGGGGUCACUAUUAGGAAAGGGGAAUACGUUACGACGGGGACUUGUAUAGUUCCUAUCACAGUUAGACCUGGUGAUAAGGUAAUUGGGGACUAUGCGGAUCUUGGUAGGUUAGAGAUCGAGUUUGUAGAGUAG
Molecule: messenger RNA, 813 nt
Organism: Cyphellophora europaea CBS 101466
Lineage: Eukaryota; Fungi; Ascomycota; Eurotiomycetes; Chaetothyriales; Cyphellophoraceae
Exons: 1
Coding region: 1-813 (270 amino acids)
Cellular component (GO): cytoplasm
Molecular function (GO): 2-oxopent-4-enoate hydratase activity
Source: RefSeq, a predicted model, not a curated record